Messenger RNA from Pseudoliparis swirei, 1364 nucleotides. It is a transcript of the gene rab25b, whose product is annotated as RAB25, member RAS oncogene family b. Bases 366 to 995 code for a protein of 209 amino acids. Gene Ontology annotation, biological process: exocytosis. The record is from RefSeq and is a predicted model, not a curated record. NCBI's taxonomy places the organism in Eukaryota, Metazoa, Chordata, Actinopteri, Perciformes, Liparidae. Gene Ontology annotation, molecular function: GTP binding; GTPase activity. The transcript has 5 exons. Gene Ontology annotation, cellular component: recycling endosome.
CCCCUCUGGGCUGCGUUACCUGCUUCGUGGACCCACCUGUCCAACCUGCCCCGCGUUAAGACACGCCCCCCCUGCAGCUGCCCCACCACUCCCUGACACAAGCCCCGCCUCCUGGAGCAGAAACAGCCGAGCAGGAAAACACUGCACGUCUUGUACAAACACGGCAGCUCUCCAGCUCUCAGAGACGGAGGGCAGCGGGGCAGACGAGCUGGAGACGGCAACACACACUUCCUCAGCCGCCGUGUUUCCUGGAGCCUGAGGAUCCGAGGAAGAGGAGGAAGAGGAGGAGGAAGAGGAGGAGGAGGAGGGUGUCGCCUUACAUCCCGACCUGCAGCCCCGUGUGAGACACACUGAAUGGACAGAACAUGGGGUCAGAUGAGGCCUACAACUUUGUCUUCAAGGUGGUUCUGAUCGGGGAGUCCGGCGUGGGGAAGAGCAACCUGCUGUCCCGCUUCACCAAGAACGAGUUCAACCACGACAGCCGCACCACCAUCGGGGUGGAGUUCAGCACGCGCACCACGCAGCUCAGCGGCUUCACCAUCAAGGCCCAGAUCUGGGACACGGCCGGGCUGGAGCGGUACCGGGCCAUCACUUCUGCGUACUACAGAGGCGCGGUGGGAGCCCUGCUGGUCUAUGACAUCACCAAGCACCUCACCUACGAGAGCGUGGAGCGCUGGCUGAAGGAGCUGUACGACCACGCCGACCCCCACAUCGUGGUCAUGCUGGUGGGCAACAAGACGGACCUGGAGUCAGAAAGGUCCGUGCCCACCGAGGAGGCCAAAGACUUCGCAGAGAAGAACGGUCUUCUGUUUCUUGAGACGUCGGCUUUGGAGUCCACGAACGUGGAGGCAGCGUUCAACAACGUCCUCGCAGAGAUUCACAGGAAGGCCAACAGGAAGGAAGUGGUCCGGAGCUCCGUCAGCGCCAUGUCCUUGAGCAGCUCAAGCGAAGAAAACCCAGAGGGGGGGGGGAAAUCCUGCUGCAGGAACAUCUGACCACGGGGUCCUCCAGGAUGUGCCAUAUAAUAUAAACGUUGUUUUUCUUUUUUAUAAUAUUAACGGGUUUUUUGUUUUUAAAGUGAAGUCAUGCUCAAAAGAUGAUUAACUAAUGUGAAUGAAUGUAGCCGGAGUCCAACGUCAUUCUUUUUAAGAGCGCCUGCUGACGAUUGAACAUAAAGGUCAAAGGUUACACUGAACCCGCGACGCCUGUAAAAUGACAUAUUUAUAAUCCACGCACAGAAUCGGAGCACCGUGGGCCUGUGUGUGUGUAGAUGACACGUGACUGAUUGACAGUGUGUUGGUAGAGGUGCUGUGUGCAGACUGAUUGCAAUUCUAUCGAAAAAUAAAUGAUUUAUGAAAGGCUGA